CUCAGUGUCUUUCUGUUUCUGUCAGAAGAUGGUAAAUCAAUCUAAAUGAGAGAUUUCAUUCUUUUCUGUUCUUGGCAUUUGUUGGUUUUCUUACCCUUUUUUAUUUUAAUGUCCACAUAAUUAAUUAUAAAUUGCCUGCGGUGACAGCUGCUUCCUAUUGAACGCCAAAUAAGGGAAACUAGAGGAUUACAAAUUGAAGAGAGUGAAAAAGUUCCUUUUCGCGGCUGAUUGUUUUGCUUUGCGUAAAAAUUUCUCAUGUUGUGGGAAAUUCUCUCCACAAUAUAUAAAUGAAAAAUUGAUGUUUGUUUCAAAACAACCGUUUUGAUAGACGCGCCGUAGUCAAGCGCACAACGCAACAGUUUUAUCUUCCCUUGACGAAUGAAACAGGCUGUCCGUGGUAGGGGGCAAGUAGAGCGCGAAUCCAAUCUGAAGAGACUAGCAGCUAAACUUCAACGACGAUUUAUUAAUUUAUAGACUGAAAAACAAGUGAAAUUACUACCCCAAACUUCUCUCCCCAGACUAGAUGGGGACGGCUUACGCUGCGGUAAAAUUCAUCCAAACUAUUUCGCAGUCUUUUGUAGCCUUCCCAAAAGGCAAAAAGGAUGUUUCUAUUUCCUGAUUCCUCUAAUAGAGAACUGGAGAUGAAACAUGACGGUGGAAAAAAGCGAGAGAACCAAUAUUUUUCCCCCAGUUUUCACUGACAUGGUCUCUUUAAGCUUCAUCUUUCUUCUUUUUUGUUGAUUCGUUACGCUGCUUUUAUUGUAUUUUUGUUUUGUUUUGUUUAGUUUAUUUCCCUUUUCAGGUGGUUUAACAAGAGAGCUUUCUCGUUAUCCAGUAGCUCACCUCAAAGCUAUCUGAACUCAGUUAUCAGACUGUAUCUUUUUGUCAUUACCUCAUACCCCACUCCAGAUUACGUAACUUGUAAGAGCAUAUUUUUCCUUUUUGCUGCAAAAUGUUUCUUACUCAGAGCUAAGCACUGAAAAAAUGAGCUCCAUGAUCGAUAGACCAAGUUGUGUAUUUUUAAAGGUGGAACAGGGUAGACUUUGAACAUUGACCAUCCGAGAAAACGAAUCCAUUUAGUUGGAGAAAUUUCUAAACGAUUAUGUAUUGACGUGCCACGUUCAGUAUAAUAUUAUUAAAUAUGAACUGGCCGGCUCGAUCAGAAACGAUAAGUGGAAUGUGUCUGAUCUUCUUUGGCAUCACGUGGACUUCACAUUCGUUUAUAUGUUACAUAUGUGUUUUGAUAGCGGCAUGGAAUUCGUUGUGGGAAAUGCUAGGAUGCUGAGGACGCACGUGCUGCGUUUAUUCCGUGUUGCUAGGUGCUUUUCAAUCUAAUAAUCUCUUUGAAGGACUUAAACUACCUAAAGGUUUUUCUCUUCAGACUCUCCGGUAGUUUUUUUUUUUUUUGAUAAUUGAAAGAAUCCCGCUGGAACUCGAGUGUUCCUCUUACAUAAUUGCCAAAGAUUCUUCUCGCGCCUAUUUUCGAAGAGUCUUUUAAUAAUUGUUCUCUAGCUUCCGAAGCGAAUUAUGAGAGAAAUUAUGUGUUUGGACGUCGAGUUUUAAGAAUUGAUUACUUUUGUAUACUUCCAUACAACAGGAUUAAGCGAACAAUGUGCUCUGACGCAAAUGCGAUAGGCCCCCUUACAUGGGGUGCCAAAAUGGAUAAUUGAGCGUUUGGAAAUCCACUAGGGAUCCGCAAAGCUAAUUUAGAUUCACUUAACAUAGAUUCAAAGUACAGAGCAUGAAUGGGUUCACGACUUUCAUAUUAAGAUUAUAGGUCUUCACGUAAACGACCACGACAAGAAAACAUUGUGUGCGAUUAAAGCAAUUUGCAGUUUGUUAAAAGACGACUGAUGUGCGAACUUGCCUUUCAGCCACUACUGAACUAUUUGUAUGUGUAAACAGAGAAACAAAGACUUAUCUUAAAAUGUAUACAUUGCUUUAGGCUGAAUUGAAAUGCCUAAUUACUUGCUUUCUUUCUACCCGCUUGGAAACUCACAAAUAGAUUAAUUCCAGCUGAAAAUAGAUCUUUAGAAGAGUUUGAAAAUCUUGUGCUAUAGUUGUCUUACCUGUUUCUUCAAAACAAAGAAAAAAUUGAACGAAGUUUUCUUUUCUUCAAAGUAAACAUACAGUAGUUAAUUAGUUUGCAUUCAGAAUUGAUCUUAUCCAAAGUAGAAAUGAAUAUUUAUGAUUCAUUUGUUUAUUGUUUCGGACCAAUCGCAGCUUUUCUAAGAGCGGUAUUUGUUAGCUGCAGACACAAAGGCAGAAAACAUUCAAAGACAUGGAAAAUUACUAAAUGAUGGCGCUAAACUUUUAGCGAAUUUAUUGAAGUAGAUUCUUGUUAAGGUUACCAAAACGAGUGUUCCUUUCGUGGAGCUGUUGUGUUUGUCAUCCUGUCACUGUGGUUUGGUUUGGUAACUAAAGUUUUGAAGGAUUAAAAGGAUCCUUGCAUGUACCACACAGCAAAACACGAAGGAAGCGACGAGAAACUUCAUCGAGUUAUCUGAAUGAUUAGACAACAUUUAAGGACAACUUCGAGUUUUGAUGCAAGUUCAAGAAUACAUCUGAAUUUCUUUUUCAAAGGUGCUGAUCGAUCUCUAGAUAUCUCAUGUGCCGAUAAUAGUUGUUUGUCUUCAUAAAUUUACGAAAUCACGGAGUAAUUUUGGAAUUGUAUGCAUAAUAGAUUUCACCAUGACUACAUCGAAGGACAGCAAACCGGAGAGUCCAAGGCUUGAUGACUUCUCAGAAAAUAUUAAUCGAGCAAAGCAAGAAAUGGUUUUGCGUUUUGUCAAAGAUCAAGAGGCUCUUCAAACUUCGCAAGUGGAUUUGAAAAUCGUUGACGAUGAAAUCUUAGACUUAAUAGAUUCAGCGCUUGUUGUCAAGGGAUCUGGGGAGGAAAGCAAACUAACAGUCUCAGACGAAAGUCCAAAGCUUGAUAAAUCUAGCCAUCGACCCGUGUCUAGAGAAGUAUCUUCCUUAAAUUCGGACGUCGAUAACUUGAGUAAUCUUCCAGAGGCCGUCAUUGUGCCUCGGCCACCGUCAGGUCGCCCCCGCACACGAAGUACAAGCAGUCGGAAAAGAUCGGUGUCGAGCUUACGACGACAAUAUUCGGUGGAUUCUUUUUACUCUGGUAAGGACGUUUCAUCAAAAGAAGAUACAAAUGAGCCUGGCAGCUCGCGUGAUUUUAUGCUGCAUAGCUCCACGGAAAGAACAGAGUUAAAUUCCUCUCCUACCAGUGAAGAGGGAGCUAGUUCAGGAGGUAACUUGAACGCAUCGUGGCCUCAGCAGUGUCUCUCUAGAAAACUGUUCGUCCCGUUUCGAGAUCAUUCGGUUUACGCCACCAAAGAAACUCCGUAUCACUACAAUGCUCCUUUGGAAAACUUUUCCGGAAUCGAUAAUCACCCGGAAGCUUUCCGACCUCGAUCGAGUCAAACUUUUCAACGUGUGCGGCCAGCAGAGAUCAUUUCCGCCAGAAUAUCAUCGGCCAGCGAAUGUGAGCGGAUCAGUUGUGACCCGACCUCACUUGCAAACCCUCUAUCUUACGCUAAAAAUGUACGUAAAGGCUCAAGACGAAGGACUUACAUCAAUUUCAGCAGACUGGACGCUCAAUUAGCGUUUGAUGGGCCAUUGGAGCUGGAACCAGUGCACCCGUCUGAGUUACCGCUUUACAGAAGUAACUCGGCGGCGUCCUCCACAGCGCCCUACACCAUGGUACACGUCCCUCCCAUUGGACGAGAAGGGCCUGCUCCUUCCAGCAGCUAAAGUGGAUCAAGUGAAACACACGCUGUCUAGCAGUUUUGAUGCUUGGAGACGUUGCCUCCAUUUUACAUGCAAAACUCUGCUUAUCAGUAUCUCAAUACAGAUACUGUGAUGAGAGAAUUCAUGAUGCUCGUCAGUAAAUGACACGAGUCUUCUCGAAGAAGAAGAAGGCUUUCUUGAAUUUUAACUUAACUGUCUUUACUUCUUAUGGAACAAUGUGAUCUUUGUACAUCAUUUUGUUCAUGCGUAUUUAUUUUGAAUCACGUAAAUGACAAUUUCACUCUUUCUAAAAAAGUCAAAACUUUCAGGAAAGCGAAUUCAUCACACAUAUAAUUUUUCUGUCCUUUUUUUUUGAAAGCUGAUAUAUUGUUUUAACGUCAUAGACCAAAGAACUGUUUUAGAGUUGUAAAUAGCUCAGUUAAGAUCACAUUCAUUUGCCUAUUAUCAAGGUGUGGCUACCUCUAAAGAACUUGUAGAAAUAUGUACAACUCUUCCCGUCCAAAGCUCCUUUUUGACGAAAAUGUCAUCCCGAGGAAAUUUCGACAGGCAUUUGAAAUUUUAUACUGAUAACCAGCAUGUAAGUGAAUGAUAUUUGUAAGAACUGAUAUUGAUAUUUAUUACUUACAAAUCUGUGAGAUUAAAAAAAUUGGACGGAAACUCUGCCCUGGCUAAA
Molecule: messenger RNA, 4432 nt
Organism: Pocillopora damicornis (cauliflower coral)
Lineage: Eukaryota; Metazoa; Cnidaria; Anthozoa; Scleractinia; Pocilloporidae
Source: RefSeq, a predicted model, not a curated record